Molecule: messenger RNA, 1863 nt
Organism: Salvelinus sp. IW2-2015
Lineage: Eukaryota; Metazoa; Chordata; Actinopteri; Salmoniformes; Salmonidae
Product: leukotriene B4 receptor 1-like
Biological process (GO): G protein-coupled receptor signaling pathway; cell chemotaxis; positive regulation of cytosolic calcium ion concentration
Cellular component (GO): external side of plasma membrane; membrane
Molecular function (GO): C-C chemokine binding; C-C chemokine receptor activity
Source: RefSeq, a predicted model, not a curated record
GUACACCAGAUAGAAGGCACGUAAGGCGAGGUGAGGCAAGGCGAUCGGCAGCAUCAACCAGAACCGUUCGAUCAUCAGCUGUCUUCAGCUUCAGAGUCCACCAUGGCUCCUGAUGAGUUUGCUGGCGGGACAGUGGUGGCCUGUGUGAUCCUGGGCCUGUCGUUCCUGGUGGGGGUCCCGGGGAACCUGCUAGUGAUCUGGACCAUCCUGAGGCACGUCCAGCAGCGCUCCCACACCGUGGUGCUCAUCCUCCACCUGGCUGCUGCAGACCUGCUGGUGCUCAUCACCCUGCCCCUGUGGAUCUACUCCCUGGCCCGCUCCUGGGUGUUUGGGGAGGCAUCCUGUAAGGCCAUGGUGUACGUCAUCAACACCUGCAUGUACAGCAGCGUCUUCCUCAUCACCCUCAUGAGCGUCGAGCGCUUUGUCGCUGUGCGACACCCCUUUGCCUCAGCCGGCUGGAAGAGGAAGAAGGCCUUGAAUAAAGUUCUUAUUGUUCUGUGGGCUGCUGCGUUCCUAUUCAGCACCCCGGUCUUUCCCACCCAGGUGGUGGAGGGGSACCCUGGGGAGGAGCAUUGRCUGUACAGGGACUACACCUCAGACYGCCAGGAGGCAGUGUGUGUUCUACUGGAGACGCUGGUGGGCUUUGCUGUCCCCUUUUGCAUUCUUGUCGUCUGCUACAGCUGUCUCUACAGCCGCAUCGCACAGAUGACCUUUAAGUCCAAGCGUAAGUCCAUGGGGUUGAUUGCAAGCAUGGUAGUGGUGUUCGCAUUAUGCUGGACCCCUCACCACGUCGGCAACGUGCUCUCCCUCGUCAUCCUCACCAUCAAGGGGUCCCACCGCGAGGCUGCAGAGCGCAUAGAGAGCGCCAGAACCACCAUGACUUUCAUCGCUGGAGCGCUCGUGUUCAUCAGUAGUUCGGUCAACCCUUUGCUCUAUGUGUUUGUGGCGCGUACGUUCCGGAGUUCCCUGAGGGAGACAGGCAUUCAGAAAUUGUUCCGGCACAUCUCAAGCACAGCUCCUGGAGAGGGGACUAAAGAACUGUCCUUUGUGACCAAGAGACCAAGCAUCUCUCAGACACAGAGCCACAGCUCCCAGUGUGUCACAGAGCCUAAGGAACAAAUGGAUGUACUUAUAAAUAUAUGUGAAAAUGUUUCUUCCUGAGAUUGAAAACGAUGUUUAUCAUAUGUUUUUGAUAAAGAUUGUUGUGUGUAAAUUACAAAGUUUGAUUUGUCACAUUGUUUCUAUAUGUUAAUUAACUUAAAAUGUAGUAAAGCAAUUGUUAGUAAUGUCUAUGUCAAACAUAAUGCAUAUAAAAACAUUAAAAUAGGUUCUGUAUAUAAUUUUACCUGUAGUGAAUUUUAAUAAACUUUUGAAAUACUUUUUAACAUAUACACAUAUUUCUAUGUAGGCCCCACUGUGUUAGACACAUUCUUCAGUUGUGGUAUAAUGCUAAUUUCAUGCUCAAAUGUUUUUAUAUUCCAUGUGCCACAGAAAAAAGAGCUUCAUAGAAAAAAUAACAUAGUGUCACUGUAUAUGUUUGUCUGAAGCUAUAUGAUAUGAGUAUAAUGACUGAGUGUACUGUAUGUAUUCAGCUGCUUAUCUUGAGGCCUUGCCUCACAACAUUUAUUUUAGACCCUCCUGAUCUGGAUAGAAUAUAUUUCACCCACAGCUUUAGCCUUCAUGAUAAUGGCAACCACAGAUAUCAGCCUCUUCCUGUCAUACUGAGCUUUCCAACUGUCUUCAUACUGAUCAUUUCAUUGUUAUAGUUGAAGUCAAUGAACAUGUGUAUGUACCCCAUGCCAAAUGUAUUUAUAUUUUUUAUUUAACCUUUAUUUAACUAGGCAAGUCAGUUAAGAACAAAUU